UGUCUCUGGCUGCAGCGGGAGGUCAAGGUCUCUUCCUUACUGCCCUGUGUCCUCUGCUCCUAGAGGCCCAGCCUCUGUGGCCCUGUGACCUGCAGGUAUUGGGAGAUCCACAACUAAGUCGCCAGGACCCCCUGGAAGCCUGGAAAUGGGAUCAUUGACAUUUAGGGAUGUGGCCAUACAAUUCUCCCUGGAGGAGUGGCAAUGCCUGGACUCUACACAGCAGAAUUUAUAUAGGAAUGUGAUGUUAGAGAACUACAGAAACCUGGUCUUCCUGGGUAUUGCUACCUUUAAGCCAGACCUGAUCAUUUUUCUGGAGCAAGGAAAAGAGCCCUGGAAUAUGAAGAGACAUAAGAUGGUGGAAGAACCCCCAGGUAGGUGA
Pongo pygmaeus (Bornean orangutan) is the source of this 379-nucleotide messenger RNA. Its product is annotated as zinc finger protein 728-like. The record is from RefSeq and is a predicted model, not a curated record. Gene Ontology annotation, biological process: regulation of DNA-templated transcription. Bases 146 to 379 code for a protein of 77 amino acids. Lineage: Eukaryota; Metazoa; Chordata; Mammalia; Primates; Hominidae. The transcript has 3 exons.